Molecule: messenger RNA, 3046 nt
Organism: Anopheles coustani
Lineage: Eukaryota; Metazoa; Arthropoda; Insecta; Diptera; Culicidae
Gene: DNAlig1
Product: DNA ligase 1
Exons: 5
Coding region: 124-2748 (874 amino acids)
Biological process (GO): DNA repair; lagging strand elongation; Okazaki fragment processing involved in mitotic DNA replication
Cellular component (GO): nucleus; mitochondrion
Molecular function (GO): ATP binding; DNA binding; DNA ligase (ATP) activity
Source: RefSeq, a predicted model, not a curated record
GCUGGCGGCUUGUGGCGCGCAAAAAUGGCUGUUUCGGUGUUUACGUCGGCAUCGUCAUCCGUUGUCGAACUUCCUUCAGCUGCGCGUCGGUAUCGUGUGUGAAUCUUUCAUUCGUGUAAAGUCAUGUCGCAAAAGUCCAUCCUCUCGUUUUUUAGUAAACAAAACGCCAAAACCUCUCCGGCAGGCGAAAAAUCGUCAUCGGCAGCUGUAAAAACCGAGCCCGAAAAGGACGCAGAAAACAACAACCACUUGGAGGAAGAAAAUGCAAAGUUGGAGGCAAACCAGCGCAACAAUGUCCCCGGGGGAGAGGACAGCGCAUCGAACUCGCCGGUUAAAAUGUCCAAAGGGUCCAAGCGGAAAAGAGUGAUGUCGUCCAGCGAAAGUGAAGAUGAAACGGCUAGCAAAGCAAAAUCAUCUCCGAAGGCGAAAAAGAGCUCACCGGAGGUGGCCAAGUCCAGUGAGAAGAAACCCACCCCAACCAAGUCUCCCAAGAAGGAACCUGUAGAGAAAGCAAAGCCUACUUCAAAGAAGGGAAAAGAGAAAUCAACCCCAAAAACAGCUCGCGACAGCAAACCUGCAACGGAAAAUGGAUCGAAAAAUGCAUCACCCCUAUCCCCAGGUGGUAAAAUAUCACCGAAAAAGGAAAAGGAAUCGCCCUCGAAAAGCGAAUCUACCAGCAAACCGGCGAAGGUGGCUACACACAGCUUUUUUACUGUAGUCAAGAAGGAAUCGGAUGGGACAAGCAGUAGCGCCGCAGGGGAUGAAAGUAAAGGUGAUGGGACCAGCUACGAUCCAGGCAAGAAAAACUAUCAUCCUAUCAAGGAUGCGUUUUGGAAGAAAGGAGAUCGCGUUCCAUACUUAGCUCUCGCGCGAACAUUCCAAGUGAUCGAGGAAACGAGUGGCAGAUUGCGCAUGAUCGAAAUUCUGUCCAAUUACUUCCGCUCUGUCAUCCUCCUCAGCCCGUCGGAUUUGCUCGCCAGUGUGUACCUGUGCCUGAACCAGCUUGCACCGGCCUACGAAGGUGUGGAGCUGGGCAUUGCCGAGUUUUCCCUCAUGAAAGCGAUCGCCCAGAGUACGGGCCGUAGUCUGGCGCAGAUUAAAGCAGACGCUCAGUCGACGGGUGAUCUCGGCCUGGUGGCGGAACAGUCGAAAAGCAGCCAGCGAAUGAUGUUCCGCCCGGCACCGCUUACCGUGGAGACGGUGUUUACGAAGUUGCGCGAGAUCGCUCGCAUGACCGGUACGGCAUCGAUCGCCAAGAAGAUGGAUAAAAUUCAGUCGAUGUUUGUUGCCUGCCGGCACUCGGAGUCACGCUUUGUCAUUCGUUCGCUGGCGGGUAAGCUACGCAUCGGGCUGGCCGAACAGUCGUUGCUGCAGGCGCUUGCACAAGCGUGUGCCUACACUCCGCCCCACCUGAAUCCGCCCGUGGUGAAUGCGCUAUCCGGAGAAGGGGAUACGCGCAGCAAGGCACGCGUGGAUGAAAUCGCCCUUACGCUCAAGACGGUUUACUGCCAGUGUCCGAACUAUAAUCAGAUUGUACCGGUGCUGCUGGAGCACGGUAUCGAUGAGCUGGUCGAGCGGUGUCCCAUGCGUCCGGGCACUCCACUUAAGCCGAUGCUGGCCCACCCGACAAAGGGCGUUCAGGAGGUGCUGCAGCGCUUCGAUGGGAUCGAUUUUACGUGCGAGUGGAAGUACGAUGGCGAGCGAGCACAGAUUCACCUCCUUCCCGAUGGGUCCGUGCAGAUUUUUAGCCGCAACCAGGAGAAUAACACGAGCAAGUACCCGGACAUCAUCGCACGGCUCGAGCUGACGCGCACGGACAAGGUGGAAAGUGCCAUUCUGGAUUGUGAGGCGGUCGCGUGGGAUCCGGAGAAGCAACAGAUCCUCCCGUUUCAAGUGCUGAGCACGCGCAAACGAAAGGACGCGAACGAGGCGGACAUCAAGGUGCAGGUGUGUGUGUUUAUGUUCGACCUGCUCUACCUCAACGGGAAACCGCUGGUCGAGAAACCGUUUCAAACGCGCCGUGAGCAACUCUAUGAACAUUUUCGCCCGGUCGAGGGUCAGUGGAAGUACGCCACCUGCCUCGACACGAACGAUCUGGACGAACUGCAGCGUUUCCUCGAGGAAGCCGUACGGGGCAACUGUGAGGGAUUGAUGGUGAAAACGCUGCAGCGUGACGCUACGUACGAGAUUGCCAAGCGCUCGCGCAAUUGGUUGAAGCUGAAGAAGGAUUACCUCAGCGGGGUGGGCGAUUCGCUCGAUCUGGUCGUAAUCGGUGGCUAUCGGGGCCGGGGCAAGCGUACCGGCACGUACGGUGGCUUCCUGCUCGCCUGCUACGACGACGAGAACGAAGAGUAUCAGACGAUCUGCAAAAUCGGUACCGGCUUCUCGGACGAGGAUCUGCAGCGUCACACGGAGUUUCUGAAUGGGCAUGUUAUACCGAAGCCCAAACCGUACUAUCGUUACGAGCCCAACCUAGCGCCGGACGAGUGGUUUGAGGCGGUGCAGGUUUGGGAGGUACUGUGUGCCGAUCUGUCGCUCAGUCCGGUUCAUCAGGCUGCGAUCGGCAUCAUCGAUCCGGAGAAGGGUAUUUCGCUGCGCUUUCCGCGCUUUAUCCGCAUACGGGACGAUAAGGGAGCAACCGAUGCGACCAAUGCUCGCCAGGUGUCGGAGAUGUACCUGAAUCAGGAUCAGAUUAAAAAUCAAGCGCAAGGCGGUGGUGGACGAGAUGCCGAGGAAGAUUUCUACUAAAUGUAGUGCCUUGGUGAGUGCAGCAAUUAUUCAAUGUUUCGUUUUAAAUGUCAAAUGUGUUUGUAUUACUAUAAAUUUGUAACUGUAUCAUAUUUCAUGAUGAAGUUACUAAAAAUACAAUUAAGUCAGACCAUAGAUUUUCAGAUAUUCUUGCUUUUAAAUGUUUCUUUCUGUUGUGUGUCAAACCCCCUAAAACAAUACAUUUUAUAUCGAAAUCAUAUUCAUCUUUUGGGCGCACGAAAUUUAAUGUUUUAUGCAGUGGAGUAUUUAGCCGAUACAUAUUUUGAAUAAAAAAAUA